Molecule: messenger RNA, 1277 nt
Organism: Suillus subalutaceus
Lineage: Eukaryota; Fungi; Basidiomycota; Agaricomycetes; Boletales; Suillaceae
Exons: 15
Coding region: 283-1116 (277 amino acids)
Source: RefSeq, a predicted model, not a curated record
AGACAUCUGCGGCAGAGAUGCGGCAUCCAGCUGGUUUUUUAAUCAUUGUUUAUUGUGCGGUGAGGCGGAGCCCUAUGCUGGACAGUACGUACAGUAUCCAUCUAAGUGAGACAUGUAUUCUCAGCCAAUGAUGAUACACGCGAUGCCCGGUGACUUUCGACACUUGGUACUGCCCGCUGGCAUUGCCUUGCUAGCCAUCAUAUAUUAUGCACUGUGUGUGUAUAAGGUACAUGAUAUCGUUCAUCCCUCGUCCACAAAACCUGUUUUCUACUUCUGGAGUCAAUGGAGUCUGAGUAUUCGGCUGACGCUUUUGUAGCGGCGAGUAGUCUCCGGACCUCCACUUACAUAUACACGUCGAUGGCUACAUUUUGGACCUACGGCUAUGCUUGUUCACUUCAUGAGGAGUGGACGUUUCUGCUUCAAUCCCGCUGGACUAAGAUAAAGGGCCUUUAUAUCGUUGCACGAUAUGCGCCCUUUCUCCUAUUCACGGGUCACCUUUAUAUGAAUUUUAUUCCCGACGGGGACCCCAAUAAAUGCCAGAUGCUCGACAACGUCUGCUCAUGUUUCAGCCUAAUAUCAAUCAUUUGUUCUGAAUCUUUUUUUGUCCUCAGAACAUAUGCACUGUGGAACAAAAAUAGGUUCGUUCUUGCAGCCAUGCUGGCCGCCUUUCUUGCUGUCGGCGCAGCAUCCGCUGGCCUGUUCUUUGCAUUUCUCGAUACUGCACCAUUUGAGACUAGCCCGAUCCCGGGUAUUACAGGUUGCUACCAGCCGUCAGGCAGCAUCGGGUUCUUUCUACCAUUUAUUCUCUUAUCUGUGCUCCAACUGGGACUCAUCUCCCUCACGCUCAUACGCGCCCUGCGGACCUGGCGGGUGUCCAACAACUAUCUAUCUGCCGUCCUGCUGAAACAUAAUAUAUUUUACUAUGCAUGCGGUUUUUUGUGCUCGAUGAUGAACGUCCUCGCGUCGAUGCUUCUUCAUGAUGCCUACAAGGCCAUGUUCCAAGAUUUUCAGUUCAUCAUCCUCGCGAUCCUCGCCACAGACAUGCACCUCCAUCUUUGGCAUAAAGAUCGGCACCAGCAUAGCUCUAAUGCUGUCACGCUUAUUCCUAUGUCUUAAAUGUCAUCUGUGGGCCGUAGUACAGCGUGCGGGGAGGUUUAAUGUGGGUCCAGACGGUGCCGGAGGUCCUGGUUCAGGUGUCUCCGCAUCAGUAGUCCGUAUCUAUACAUCGAUUCUUACCGUCGAAUUAGCCUGUCCAUCCCGCGGGGAAUCACAUUGUG